AUGGUCUCGCCCCGCCCGGCGGUGGCGGCGGGGAGCGUGUGCGGCUCCGCUCGGCGCGGAAGAGACGCGGGCUCGGCGGUGCAGAUGCCGCCGCCGCCACCGCUGCAGCCACCGCUCGGGGAGUGCGAGCGGGAAGCGGGGGCGCGGGCCGCCCGGCACCGGCGGCGCCCGGAGGAGCAGGUGCAACAAGAGCAAAGAAACCACACCGCAGAACCUGUAAUAGAUGACUAUAAAAAGAUGGGGACUCUCUUUGGCGAACUAAACAAGAGUCUUAUCAGAAUAGGCUUCACAAGGAUGUACUUUGGAGAACGGAUAGUAGAACCUGAUGGACUCUUCAGUACUGUUUGACACCUGCCAAAUGCCUAAAUGUUUGAACUACCCUGUGCAGAGCAGAAACUCUUCAUGUAGGAGAAUCUUGGAGAACCCUGUUUGCACUGAAAAAUUAGCACAUCAAAACUGUCCACAUAAAAAGGAAGAAUCAUAUUUCUUAACAACUCUGUAUUAAAUGAAUCCUAUGGAAAGCACUUUGUUAUUCUUUCUAAUAAAAAGUAUUGUCAUCAAUGAAAA
Molecule: messenger RNA, 567 nt
Organism: Apus apus (common swift)
Lineage: Eukaryota; Metazoa; Chordata; Aves; Apodiformes; Apodidae
Gene: FAM241A
Product: family with sequence similarity 241 member A
Exons: 3
Coding region: 1-348 (115 amino acids)
Cellular component (GO): intracellular membrane-bounded organelle
Source: RefSeq, a predicted model, not a curated record